AUGGAAAGCAAGUCAGAUGCGCUGUGUCGGGUGUGUGGCGACAAAGCGUCGGGUAAACACUACGGAGUGCCCUCCUGCGACGGCUGCCGAGGAUUCUUCAAGCGAAGCAUCCGACGGAACUUGGAUUACGUGUGCAAGGAAAAUGGACAGUGCGUUGUUGAUGUCAGCAGACGAAAUCAGUGUCAGGCUUGUCGCUUUUCAAAAUGUCUACGCGUCAAUAUGAAAAAGGACGCGGUUCAACACGAACGUGCCCCCAGACCAGCAGUGAACCAACAUCAGCUCGCUUUACAGAAACUAAGCUACAAUUUAUCAAGACAGCCUCCUUUUUUCCCCAGUCAUACCCCUGUCACCAUACCAACUUUCACUCCCUACGCCUAUAACACACUUCUCGAAAGAAAUCAUAAUCUGUUUCUAGAAAAUCCUUCCUUUCAAAACUUCCCAAGAGUUCCUGAUUCAAUGGAUAUCCAGAACCUAAGGCCUACGCUCAACAAUCCAAACCCACUUCACCCUCUCAAUCCUUUUAAAAUUCCCCUUUUCACAAAUCCAAUGCACUACUCCGUACCGCAUCCCGGAUAUUUACCUUCAAAUAUUUUCUACCCUCCGAUAUUGCCCGCAGAAAGUAAUCAAACACUGUGUAUGGAUUCACAAAAGACAUUUUCAAAUAGUCUUCAUUCACCUAAAUACAAUGCGUCGUUUCACAGUAAUGUAUCAGAGAAACCAGACUCACAGCUCUCCGAUAAAAUUAAAGAAGACGAAGUGUCUAGUUCUGAAGAAGCUUGCAAGAUGGACAGCAACAACGAAGGAUCUAAUGAAGGUUUCCAUGGAAACACUGCAAGUUUUGAUCUACCGUUACAUUACGUGAGGAGAAAUUCCGCCAAAAACGAUUCUAUGUCGAAUAUUGAUAAAGACGAAAUCAUAUUCAUUGAACAAGGAAAAAUAUUCGAAACGGUCAAACAAACGGAACCAACCAGAAAGACCGGCGACGAAUAUGCAGAGCGCAAAAUAAAAUUUCAAAAUCCCAUGCUCAUGGAUAUAGAAUUGUACGAUCCAGCUGCAAAAUUGUUAGUUGCUACGGUGAAAUGGUUGCACAGCGUGGCAUCGUUUGAACAGAUAUCCCAAAGCGAACAGACAUCUUUGCUUCAGAGUAAUUGGAAGGAGCUAUUUAUUUUACACGCGGCGCAAUAUUCAUACUACUUCGACCAAGAUCACAUUUCAUCCGUUAUCACUUCGAAGCGGCAAAAUAUCAAAGACGAACUCAGAAAGUUGGCAGCUCUUCAGAAGAGAAUUGGACAGAGUCGAUUAGAUAAAACUGAGUUCGACUGUUUGAAAACGGCAUUGUUAUUUCGAACAGAUUCGCUAGACAUAACAUCUUCACAAAUGGAAAUGUCCCAGGAGAAGAUAUUAAUACAGCUACAGAGGCAUUGUGCUGGGAAAGACUCUUCGCGGUUCGGCAGACUCAUGUUGUUGCUAGCGAGCGUGUGCUGCGUCGCCAACUGCGGCUUCCUGGAACACCUUCUAUUUUCCACAUCUUCCGUGGACGAUAUAAAUGCAAUACUCAGUCGACUACUCGUUUAUACUACUGCAUGAUUUGUAUUAAAAAUAUAUAAUUUAUGUGAAACGCAAAUAUGAUCAUACAUAUCGAUAUAAAACGUAGUGUGUUGUAAGUACUGCUUGAAGAAUUAUUUCUUUAUCUCCUUCCUGUUUAGAAGGUUUGGAGCUUAUGCAGCAGCAGGUGUUUUUGCUAGAAUUUUGUCAGACAUGCAGUCUUUCUGACGACGUUUUUUUUUUUCUGGCGAACACGAAAUUAUUAAUACAAACAUACAAGCUCGGGAACAUGAAAGCUCGUUGUGUUCUUUUUUCGUUCGUUCUAUCCGUGGCACAAUCUCGGCUCCGGCUGAGUGUGGAGUGUUUCAAAUUCAUGUGA
Messenger RNA from Vanessa tameamea, 1924 nucleotides. Its product is annotated as nuclear receptor subfamily 2 group E member 1-like. Gene Ontology annotation, molecular function: RNA polymerase II cis-regulatory region sequence-specific DNA binding; nuclear receptor activity; zinc ion binding. Gene Ontology annotation, biological process: cell differentiation; regulation of transcription by RNA polymerase II; anatomical structure development. The coding region runs from base 1 to 1587 and encodes 528 amino acids. NCBI's taxonomy places the organism in Eukaryota, Metazoa, Arthropoda, Insecta, Lepidoptera, Nymphalidae. The transcript has 7 exons. The record is from RefSeq and is a predicted model, not a curated record.